CCGCCGCCGCCAGGGGGCGCUGUGGCGCCGCGGCGGAGCCCAUAAAAGGCGGCGGCGUCGUGUCCCCGCGUGUGCCGGUGUCUGUCGGACCCACCGCCCGCCCGACUGCGGCAUGCUGGCGCUGAGCGCCGCCCGCCGCCUGCUGCGCCCGCCCGGCGACCUGCUGCUGCUGCCGCCGCCGCCGGGGCUCGCCGGCAUGUGGGCGGCCGGUGCCCGCGGUUGCAGCGCGGCCGGCGCCGACCCGCCGAACCCGGUGGUGUACUUGGACGUGGGCGUCGACAACCAGCCGCUGGGACGCGUCGUGCUGGAGCUGAAAGCUGAUGUUGUUCCAAAGACAGCAGAAAACUUUAGAGCUCUCUGUACUGGUGAAAAAGGAUUUGGGUAUAAAGGAUCCACUUUUCACAGAGUGAUUCCUUCCUUUAUGUGCCAGGGUGGUGACUUUACAAAUCAUAAUGGAACCGGUGGAAAAUCCAUUUAUGGCAGUAGAUUUCCAGAUGAAAAUUUCAUACUUAAGCACGUAGGACCUGGUGUUCUUUCAAUGGCCAACGCGGGACCCAAUACAAAUGGAUCUCAGUUCUUCAUUUGCACAGCAAAAACUGACUGGCUAGAUGGAAAACAUGUUGUUUUCGGGCAUGUAAAGGAAGGAAUGGAUGUCGUGAAAAAAAUCGAGCGAUUUGGUUCCAAGAGUGGAAAACCCACCAAAAAGAUUGUCAUUACUGACUGUGGCCAGCUGUCCUAGCCUUUUGCCCUACCAUUCAGGACAACUUUGAUGCUGUGAAAAAUGAAUCAUAAACAUUUCUGAUCCUGUGAGCAGCACCUAUGGAGCCAUAUUUUCUAUUUAACUUGUUCUGACUUUUAUACCCAUAUUGAAUAAUAUUGAUUAAAAGCAUAAAACAAUAACUGAAACACGUUUUAACUGAGUUACCUUGGUAGUCACACUGUCACAUUGAUUCGGUAGAGUCCCGCUGCAUUUUGAAAGCAGUACUACGGUCACCCAGAGCGUAUCUGACUGCAGCGUUGAUGCUGUUCUUAGUAUUUGGAUGAUUCAGGUGAUAGCAUCGGUGGUGGAGCUGCCAACUAAGCAUUCUAUAGUUGGGGGUUAGGUAUAAAUUGAGAAAUACCAUGUUUCCUUUGGUGCUAAUAAAUGCCUAUUCUGUUGUUUGUCUCAUCACUUUGAAAAAAUGAUACUAACUAGUGCUCUCAAGGCUGUCUGCAACAAGACCGUCAGACAUUUUCUCUGUGUCUCAAUUUAAGUCGAUCCAAUAGAAUCAAUGGGCGGUUGUGGGUUAUUUUAAAUUAAUUCUGUCUUAAUAAUUUUUUUUUGUAGUCUCAGAUCACUGUUUAAAACUGAACUCUGACUUACCUGCUUCAAUGGAGCAAUUUGACUUUUGGGUCAAGUAAAUUGCUUUUGGUUGACUUAGCCUACUACUAGAGCUCUACCUGGGCAAUAAGACCACAAAUUAGCCAAAAGAUCAUGGGACUUUUUUAUUAUGCAGCUGUGAACUUGAAGUGCAGUUCUGCUCUGAGACCUGGUUCUGUGUGGAAUGCAGCACGGUUCUCAAUACAUAGCCUAUUUUUGCACUUUGAGAAUAUAAUCAGAGUAUAGGGAGCUUGCGUGAGUGAGAAAUGGGUUUCAUUGCUUUUUUUGUCCUGUUGGUCCCGAGAAGUCGGCCUGCCUCGGGUAUUGCUGGGAUUCUGAUUUCUUAUGCAUCAUUGUCAGAAGUUAAAAUUGGUCACCACAGAAUCACAAGGCCUAAUUGGUGUAGCAAAAUGGUUAUUCUUGGGGUUGAUGCACGAGAAGGAAAGAAUUCAGCUGAUCAGCUAAACACAUUUUGUUUGUAUAACGCGGUAUGUUUUAUGUGGAGUGCCGGAGCGGUAAUAAAUGUUGGAACCUCACAACGUCACUUUGAGAAUCACUAAAGCUGUAGAGUAUUCAUGCUUGUGGGACAAAGCACUUGACUGGUUUUGUGCAAUAAUCUUGUUACUGAAGAGAAGAAUACACCGGGAUGUCUCUCUUUAAAUGUGAAUUUAUUUCUAUUGCAUUUGGAUAAUAUGUAGGUUUAAGACUAUUUUGCACUGGAUUUUUUUUUCCAUGGAGGGCUCCAUUCUUAUGUGUAUGAGGUAGUAUUCAGAGUGUAAUUUUGCAGAAAAUAGAAUUGAAAAGUUUUUUAUUCUUUCCACUAUAGCAGUUUAAUCUUUCUUUGUAGUAUUUUUGAAAUGUUAAUUUGUGCUGGUUUGGCUUAUUUCAAUUUGAUAGAACCAUGAUUUUUGUGUGUGUGUGUGUUCUCUUAAUUUGUAUAUGAAAAAUAAUUAAAUACAGUUCUACCA
Molecule: messenger RNA, 2328 nt
Organism: Chroicocephalus ridibundus (black-headed gull)
Lineage: Eukaryota; Metazoa; Chordata; Aves; Charadriiformes; Laridae
Gene: PPIF
Product: peptidylprolyl isomerase F
Exons: 6
Coding region: 113-739 (208 amino acids)
Biological process (GO): regulation of mitochondrial membrane permeability involved in programmed necrotic cell death; cellular response to hydrogen peroxide; protein folding
Cellular component (GO): mitochondrion
Molecular function (GO): peptidyl-prolyl cis-trans isomerase activity
Source: RefSeq, a predicted model, not a curated record